Chanos chanos (milkfish) is the source of this 1755-nucleotide messenger RNA. It is a transcript of the gene cxcl12b, whose product is annotated as chemokine (C-X-C motif) ligand 12b (stromal cell-derived factor 1). Gene Ontology annotation, biological process: immune response; chemotaxis; defense response. The record is from RefSeq and is a predicted model, not a curated record. NCBI's taxonomy places the organism in Eukaryota, Metazoa, Chordata, Actinopteri, Gonorynchiformes, Chanidae. The transcript has 4 exons. Gene Ontology annotation, cellular component: extracellular region. Gene Ontology annotation, molecular function: chemokine activity. Bases 71 to 370 code for a protein of 99 amino acids.
UCGACACACACUCACACACGCACACACUCUCUCUCUCUCUCACUCAUACACACACGUACACACACAGAGUAUGGAUGUCAAAGUGCUGGCAGUCAUGGUUCUGCUGACCGUGAUUACGCAUAGUCCUCAGAUCACGGCUAAACCCAUCAGUCUGGUGGAACGGUGCUGGUGUCGUUCCACGCUCAACACCGUUCCGCAGAGGAACAUCCGAGAGAUCAAAUUCCUCCACACGCCAAACUGCCCCUUCCAAGUCAUUGCCAAGCUAAAGAACAAUCGAGAGGUCUGCAUCAACCCUAAGACAAAAUGGCUUCAACAGUACUUAAAGAACGCCAUUAACAAGAUAAAGAAAUCCAGGAAACGCUCAAACUAAACAGAUUCUUGGGAAGGGACGGCGUUUGUCCCUGGCCUCAGUAAAAAGAUGUUAUACCACAUGUACUCGUCUGGACUGCUUGCACAAAGAGCACUUCACUGAAACGUUUCCAGUCUGCACUCAUCCAGUCAACAGCUCACUACAAACCAGUACCCUCACUCUUAUUCUGCCUGCACAAAGCACAAGCAAACCUGUGAUGUCAUAUGAAUGUCUGUUUGUGUGUGUGUGUGUGUGUGUGUGUGAGAGAGAGAGAGAGAUUGAGAGAGAGAAAGACAGAGAGACUGUGUUUGUGUCCAUGUGUGAUAAAAUACACAAUGCUGUUAUUAACCUUAUAAGCCGUUAGGAUAAAGGAGCAGAUUUGCUCCUUGCUGUUUGUCUGAGUGGAACUGUGGAUGAUGUCGCAUGUGUAUAGGUGGGGGUGGUGGAGGAGAGGAAAGGAGAUGCAGAAGGUUCCGGGUUGGACUCAGUUCCACGUCUGAUUAAUGCUGUUUUUCCUAUCAUCACGAUGCACAAGCUCACUUUGACCUCACGCUGUCCAAUGACACAGCCAUGCAGCGAAUAGAGCGACAGCACAGAGAAAGAGGACUUUCCGCUAGCCACUGAGAUAGUGCUGCUGCUACGUUAGGAACUAGAAGUCAUAGGAUCACACUUACUGCAGACGAUUACUUUUUUCCUUUUUCCUGUAGGUUCAGGUUUCCUGUACGUCCGGUGAAAACAAAACAAAACAAAACUGUGCACUGAGCUGAAAAGUAUUUUGUACAAGACAAACUGUCAUUUUUAAUCCUGUUAUGACCAGGAUGGUAAACCACGUGAAUUCAGGCAUAGCAGCAAUGCAAUUUUUACGCAAUGCAAUGCAUCUUACCUAAAGCAAACUGUGGACUGUGCUUUUCUCUCUUAGUUCUGAUCUGGUUAAAAUCCAUUCCAGUUACAUUUAGACUCUGAUUUGUUUUGAGCCAUAAAAAUACACAUACACAGGGCAGGGAUUAUCAGCAAAUGCAGUAUUUUACAUGAAUGUUCAGUCUUCCGGUGAUUAACGUCUAUCAGGACUAGUGAUCUUACAGUGAGCACGCAUCAGGUUUAGUUACAAAAAAACAGAGAGAGGAAAGCUAGAUAUAUAAACCGUUUUGACAAAGUAUUUUUCGUGCUUCCUUUCCAAGCUUCCAGUUUAUUCCACACGGCUUUUGUUCCAACGGUAAAACAAAGAUUCUGAGCAAGGGCUAGGGUUCUGCUUUCAUUCUGAGCCACUUUAACAUCAGUCUCUAAUCUGACGGCUGUGUUUGUAUUUUUUUUCUUCUUUAAACAUUGUAUAAUCUCAAUACACAUAUGGCAAUACGCUCUGAAGGAAAUCUGUAAAGAACUGUUUUAAUCUUCAGUAUUAUCAAGCC